AUGAGCAAGUCUCUGUAUUCCAACCCAAAACGCUUCUGGUCCUUCUUCAAAACAACCACUAAGUCUUGCAGAAUACCACAACAAGUGUCUUCUGCAAAUGGUACAAAUUCAUUGCGUACCAGUUCAAGCAACGCACAAGAAACAGCUAACCUUUUCAAUUAUUAUUUCAAUUCGGUGUUUUUAAAAGAGUCUGAUGAGAACUACAAUCCAGUUCCACCUGUUUCCAAUGAAUCCAUCACAGAGAUCAUCCUUGAACAGUGCGAAGUUCGCAAUGCACUCAACAGUCUGAAUCCCAAUAAAGCCUUUGGUCCUGACAACAUACCCACACGUUUAUUGAAGGAAUGUGCUUCUAGUAUCGCUCCAUCACUAACAUAUUUGUUCAAUAAAUCGCUAAACUCUGGCAAUCUACCGACGGAAUGGAAGCUCUCUAAUAUCGUUCCACUACACAAAAAGGGUAACAAAAGCUACGUUGAGAAUUACAGACCCAUCUCACUGAUGUGUGUGGUUGCGAAGGUUCUCGAGCGCUGCAUUUAUAAUCGAUUGGUAGAUCACAUUCAGAAAAUGUUAUCGGAUGAACAGCAUGGAUUUCUAAGAGGAAAAUCAUGUGUUGGCCAACUGCUUUCCGUUCUUGAUCGCAUCGGCAAAAACCUUGACAUGGGAUUGCAAACCGAUAUCUUGUAUCUGGAUAUUGCCAAAGCGUUUGACACCGUCGACCACAAACUACUUCUUCAGAAACUCUUUCAUUUCGGUGUCGCGGACAAAGUUUUAAACUGGUUUUCUAACUACCUUUCAGAGCGACAACAGCGUGUGUUAGUUCACGGUGCAACAUCAGAUUCCCUCCCAGUUAUGUCUGGCGUCCCUCAAGGGUCGAUCCUUGGUCCAUUGUUAUUCUUAAUUUACGUCAAUGAUCUUCCUUCGUCAGUGUCUUCACCAUCUGUAAACGUUUCUCUAUUUGCUGACGACACAAAAUGCUUUUCAACCAUUGAGUCCCUAAGCGAUGCAAGAAACCUAAACACGGAAUUUAAAAAUGUGCAGAACUGGGCGCAUAGUUGGCGACUGAAUUUCAAUGCAGAGAAAUGCAAAGUCCUUAGUAUCACCAGAAAAUGCUACCCAAUCGUUGCUGAAUACGUCAUCGAUGCCCGAGCUUUGCAACACGUUCCCAGUCAGAAAGACCUUGGAGUGACAGUUUCUUCUGACCUUACAUGGACUAUCCACAUACACGAGAAGAUUACCAAAGCGAACCGUAUGCUUGGCAUGCUGAAACGUUCGACAGGUCAUGUUAGAGAUGCAAGCACUAGACGUAGUUUAUAUCUGGCAUUAGUCCGAUCUCAUCUGGCCUAUGCGUCACAGGUAUGGAGCCCACAAACCGUAAGCAUGUGUGGUGAAUUGGAAAAUGUUCAAAGGAGGGCAACUAAAUUCAUCUUGGCUUUACCUUUUGAAACUGACACUUGCUAUAAAUCAAGAUUGUUGGCCUUAAACUUGUUACCACUGAGCUACUGGCACGAAUAUAUGGACGUUCUCCUUUUAUUCAAACUUACACGUGGAUUUAUUUCAUCUGAUCUCAAUAUCCUCCCAGAACAAAACAACAAAUUAAGGAUGAACCUACGGUCACAAAAUACCACCCUCGUGACAUAUCAUAUACCAAAAACUAAGACACUCUGCUAUCAGAACAGUUAUGCUGUUAGAGCUUCACGGAUAUGGAACACUCUUCCCGAUGAAUUACGUCUACCAGAGAUUUCAUACCAUCGAUUUAAAUCCCUCCUUUCCCAAUAUUACCUUACUGCCACCAAGACCACCUUCGACAAAGAUCACCCCAAGUCAUGGAAAACGAUAUGUCCCAAGUGCCAUCUAGCAAGACCAUUAAAAACGUUCAAGAACUGUUGUUUCUAGGACUAGCCUUGGUGGCUAAUGUGGACUUUGAACUGUAAUUAUAUGUAAAUAGAUAGAUGUGUUGUGUACGUUUCGAGUUCGAGUGGAUGUAUUGUUAGUACUGUCUGUAGAACCAGGGCAUCAACGUAAUUGGUUGACGCUGUGUUGAUGUACCUGCGCCGUUGUCGUUGUAUAAAUUUUUGGCGGCAAAGUUUAUAAAUAAAUAAAUAAAUAAAUAAAUAAAUAUUUGAUGAUAUGGAUAGUUCAGACUUUCCCUUAUCUUUGUCUGAAGAAGAUUUUGAAGACAUGGAAGUAAUUGAUGAUGAUUGGGAAUUGAUUAGAGAUUAAUAAGGAAUAUUUACGACUAAUUUAAUAUUGUCCAGAAAGAUCGAAAUCACAACGUAUUAAAGCAAAUGCCACGGGGGCCAGUGGCGUGGAGAGGGGCGCUAAAAUGCCAGUGGGGCGCUUUCAAGAGGGGCGCCGAAAUGCCAGUGGGGCGCUAAAGUUGCCAAGUUGACAAAUCUCAAUUGUUGGAGUGUACAAAACAACAUCCGUUUCAAUGCUUCGAAAUGUAAAGUACUCGCCAUUACACGCAAGAGAACUCCUGUCACUCAUGAUUACAAACUGGGAACAGAAAGUCUGACUCGAGUUGACAGUGAAAAGGAUCUUGGCGUCAUCACUUCCUCCGGACUUUCAUGGGAACUUAAAAUCAAUUGUGCCAUCUCCAAGGCUAACAAAAUUGUAGGUGUACUGAAACGAACAUGUACUCAACUGACAGACAUGUACGCCAGGCGAACUCGUUAUUUGACUCAUGUGAAAUGACAAUAAUGCUACGCAACGGAAUUAGUCUCGUCGCUCGUAAAUAACAUCCUACUCUCAAAGCGGAUUGAAAGUGUGCAACAUCGGGCGACGCGAUGGAUCAUAAUGAGCAGAAGAGGAGAGCUGAGUUACAAAGAACGUCUGUUGGCCUUGGACCUUCUGCCGUUAACCUUCGACAGGGAGGUGAAGGACUUGGUGUAUCUGUACAAGGCUUUGUUUGGUUAUGUUAAUGUUGAUGUCAGUAACUGUGUCUCGUUUGUCAGUCACGGUCCAACUCGGCUGAGUAACACCUCAAAGUAA
This is a messenger RNA of Paramuricea clavata, 2988 nucleotides long. The record is from the annotation of a GenBank genome assembly. NCBI's taxonomy places the organism in Eukaryota, Metazoa, Cnidaria, Anthozoa, Malacalcyonacea, Plexauridae.